AUGUCAGAACACAAGUUCUCAUCCGACCCCGGUCAACAGCCUCCCAGCAGUGGUAAAGCACCUCGGUCAUGGGUCCCCCGCGCAUGUGAUCGUUGCCGCAAACGGAAAGCUCGAUGUGACCAGCAGGUCCCAUGCAGGAACUGCGCCGAGGCGAAUGUGACCUGCACUCACGACGCGCCGGUCCUCAAGCGUGGACCAAGGCCAAAACCGCGUAACCGCGAUGUCGAGUCGCGCCUCCGCAACCUCGAGUCCCUCCUCGCGUCCAUUUCGAAUGGCAAUUCGUCGGCGGCCCUGACGCUCUCGAGGAGAGAACUGGACCAGAUUCGUGUCGCUGCGCAUAUUGCUCCUGGACCAGACGCAUCGCCUGGUUCCGAGGCCAACGAGUCUGCGGCGACCCGAGAAACGAAGCCAUGGGUCGGGACACCGAGCGAGCCCACCGCGACGCCCAAAACCAACGCCAACUCGACUCCGACUGCGCCGCCCGCGCCUACCCCGAAUAUCAAUGCCAACCAGAUGCCGCACACGAACGGCAACACCCCGAUGGACGGUAACUACGUUCCAUCGAUAAUCUUUGACCCGUUCGGGGUCCCCGGUCCCAGUCAGCAGCAGAUCCCAACCAACAUGGUUUCCGGAAUGAAUCAGACUCUUGGACCGGCUGUCAACGACCCAACGUUGUACGCCGGGAUGCGUAGUCCGCAGCACAAGCCGGGCGGCAAGGAUCUGCUGUAUCGCGACGCCGAGGGGCAGACCAAGUGGCUCGGCCCCAGCUCUGGUAUGCCGUUACUUGAGCGGCUUAAAGUCAAUGGCAACUUCAACCCGCCUAUGGACGACAACGGGAACCCUGUGGCUGAUGAGUGGAUGUCCCUCACGAACGCCAUCGGUGUGGAUGUUGGCAAUGCGCAACACCUCAACGAGUUUACGUCUGCCAACCCCUCGGCAGCCGUGUCGCCGUCGAGCUCGAACGACGACUUCAUCUGGGAGCGCGUCACGAACGUCGUCCCAUCAGAUCUUGUGGACUCGCUGGUUCGCUCGUACUUUACCAUCUCGCACCUGCUCUGGCCCAUCUUGCACGCCCCGACGUUCAUGCAGUCUUACGUCGACCCGGAGCACCGUAAGAACCCCUCGUUCGUCGCGCUCGUCCUAUCGAUCUGCUCCCUGUCUUCGCGCUACACACCAGACGACCGGUUACGGCAAGCCAGGAAGACUGGCAACCUGCUAGCGCACGACCUGAUUGAACUGGCCAAGGACAUCACCGCCCAGGCUUCGGCGGAGCGGUCUGACCUUUACAUUGUCCAGGCGCUGUUCAACCUCGCUGUUGUGCAGGAGGGUACUGCGCGUACCAACCAGCUGUGGACGUUCCUCUCGCAAGGCGUGAGCAUUGCGCUCGAUCUCGGUCUCCACCGCCGCAAGGACGAUUACAACUUUACUGCCGUCGAGAUGGAAGAGCAAAAGCGCACGUUUUGGGCACUGUACUGCCAAACGGUUCAGGCGUCCUGUACCUACGGCCGGCCACCCAUGCUCCGCCUGAUUGACAUUGACAUGGACGAGCCUGCGGCUGUGGACGACGUGUACAUCUCGGUCGACGGAGGCAUCGGCACCCAGCCGCCAGACCGUCCAUCGGUCAUGGCGGGCUUUGUUGCCGGCGUUCGUCUUCACAUGAUCCUCGAGCGCACGAUCCGUCGUGUCAACAUGGUCACCCGUCCCAUGGAGAACUCGACCCCGUCGUUCCUCGACCUCGUUUACGGGGGAACCUUGCGGACAUACCGCAUCCCUGACGAGCUCGAGCUCCUGCCACACGUUACCGAUGGGCUUGUGGGCGACUGGUCCUUCUCUCCUUCCACAGUUUCUGACUCGGACUCUGUGCGCUUCUUCCAGCGCACGCGCGUGUUCACAUUGCAGCAGUUCAUCCGGCUGUUAUCCGCGCGGCACCGGUUCACCGAACUGCUCGCCCAGCCUGAAGGGCCAGGGUCCCCAGGGACGUCGGAGGAGCAAGCUGUACUGCAGCAGAUCACGCAAUCUGCUCUUGGCAUUAUUGGCACGUACUCGAUCAUUGACACCCAAGCUCGCCUCGACUACUUUGGCGCCCACGCAAUCUCCCAAUUGACCCAGGCGGGUGCCGGUCUGAUUGGCGUCUUACUGCAUGUCCGCAGCUCGCCAAGUGCUGGCGACAACGUGUUGCACGUCGCGCUGCAGGGCCUGUGCGCGUCCAUUCUCGUUCUCACCAAGCUCGGCCAUCGUCGUCCAGCAGGCAACCGUUCUGCGGAGCUGCUUAUCGAGUUUGCGAGAGCGUGUCGCAUCCUGAUUCCCGGACUGCCUGAUGGCGAGCGGCUGGCGGCUCCGGGAUCAAUCGAGGUGCCAAUGCUGCGUGCAUUGCCACGCCGAGCCAACACAAACACGCAGGGGAAGGGCGAGGACUCUCUGAGCCAGGCGCAGUUUGACGAGUGGCUCGGUAUUGCGCUCCAGGGCGCGCCCGACGUGUGGAUGAAUGCGGAACACGCUGCUGGCUUUACGCCAGACCAGACUGCGUUCGCAUUGUAA
Molecule: messenger RNA, 2538 nt
Organism: Cutaneotrichosporon cavernicola
Lineage: Eukaryota; Fungi; Basidiomycota; Tremellomycetes; Trichosporonales; Trichosporonaceae
Exons: 7
Coding region: 1-2538 (845 amino acids)
Biological process (GO): DNA-templated transcription; regulation of DNA-templated transcription
Molecular function (GO): DNA-binding transcription factor activity, RNA polymerase II-specific; zinc ion binding; DNA binding
Source: RefSeq, a predicted model, not a curated record